AUGGCACCGAAUUACGAGUAUACGCUCAUCGACGAACACGAAGGCGAGAGAUUCAUCGCAGCCCACUUUGGCGAAAAGAUCCUCGAUCUUUUUCGAUCACUUCCAAAUCGAGCACUGAAAUCUGAUCUUCUUCGAUACCUAUUGUUAUUUAAAGAAGGGGGGUAUUAUGGUGAUUUGGAUACAGAGCCGGUUAAACCUCUUGAUCAGUGGGUUCCAAAUAACCUCAAGAAUGUUGUUAGACUAGUGGUUGCUCUUGAGCAUGAUGCUGGUGUAUUUGCGUUGGGAAAUUGGAAAUACCCAGUACAGUUUUGCCAGUGGACAAUUGUGUCGGCGCCGGGACAUCCUGUUCUGGAAAGCAUGAUACAGCGGGCUAUACGAGGGCUGGAGGAGCUGGCGCAAAGCGGAAAAAUGAACUUGGAUAAGGUUAAACCGACCGAUCGUCAGGUACUAAGUGCGACUGGUCCUCAGGCAUGGACGGAGGAGAUAGUCAAAUAUCUCAUACAAGUUGCACCUGAAAUAACAAGCUAUGAAAGUUUGUUGAGAACGACAGAGCCCAAAUUAUACCACGAUGUUCUCGUGUAUCCUUUAGACGGAUUUAUGACGCUGUCAGCAGAAAUGAGUUUAUUUGAGGGUGCAGGGGAGCAUCAGUUGGCCCAUCAUGAAUUCAGAGGCGCGUGGAAGCAAUGGGAUGGGUAA
Molecule: messenger RNA, 696 nt
Organism: Talaromyces proteolyticus
Lineage: Eukaryota; Fungi; Ascomycota; Eurotiomycetes; Eurotiales; Trichocomaceae
Product: nucleotide-diphospho-sugar transferase
Exons: 1
Coding region: 1-696 (231 amino acids)
Biological process (GO): protein N-linked glycosylation
Cellular component (GO): mannan polymerase complex
Molecular function (GO): alpha-1,6-mannosyltransferase activity
Source: RefSeq, a predicted model, not a curated record